Molecule: messenger RNA, 1626 nt
Organism: Dichotomopilus funicola
Lineage: Eukaryota; Fungi; Ascomycota; Sordariomycetes; Sordariales; Chaetomiaceae
Exons: 4
Coding region: 1-1626 (541 amino acids)
Source: RefSeq, a predicted model, not a curated record
AUGGCGGACUCAUUUCCACUUGGUUCUCCCCCGGAUUUCGAGAAUGAGAACGACGACUUAGAUUCUCUUUUCGGCGGUGACAAUUUCGACGACGAUCUGGGAGGCGACGCGGAGGGCUUCCUGGCCGGACUUAACCCGACUUCCCACUUUAUGGAAGUCGGCGCCGCUGCCGAGUCUUCGCAUGCGCUCGAUCGUGAGCGCACAACUUCUUUGCCGCAACGACCGCCCCAAGAGGCGACUAACUCGGUGCCGCAGCUCGCCCUCCCUGGUCGAUUCGCUGAACUGACGGCCGCAAAUGCGCAACCGUCGCAGCAACUGGCCCUCCCUCCCUCGGCUCCGCAACUGCCGUUGCCCACAAUCCCUGAUCCUCCUGCCGCCUUUUUAUCGCGCCAGGACGGACACACUUCAGGCGAUUUCGUGGUUAGUACCCAGAGUUUUGCUUUUAGCGCACCCGGCCCUCAACCGUCAGGAACAUUGGCUGAAGAGGAGUUUGAUGAAGCGGCCCUUGAAGCCGAGCUCUCAACCCUCUUCGCGAGCGAUCAAGUUACCAACGAACAACCAAUUAAUGCUCAAGACUCAGGAAGCGGACCGAACGACGCGAUUGAGGUCGACGACGAUCUCCUGACGACAGAAAUUCCGGGCUUCCGCUACAAAGAUAGCGCCACCAACUCCUUCGUGCGUCUACCCCGCCGCAUUCAUCUGAAUCCGAAUCUCGCCGAGGAAUUCAAUCGGAGGACCAAGGUUGACGUCCUUUACAGCCACCUUGAGCUGUCCGUCCCCGAGGGCAAACGUUUUAGCGACGAGCUCAAGAGGGCUCUCAGAGAACCACACCUGGUAAAAUACAUCGAGCACCCCAACUCGCGCGGCCUAGACACCAAGAAACUCCUCAUUAGGGUUGGCCUUCAUCUGCUCGUGGAGCAAAACUGGGGCCGCACUUGGUUCCGCCAGAACAAGCAGGGAACGCCGCAAAGGAAGUACGUGUGGCCAGAAAACUCGACAGUGCUCCUUGCUGGGCUUGUUAUGCUCCUAUAUCGAGUAUACACCAACCAGAAGCAGAUGUAUCAGAUCAGAGUGCGCGCCGAGGCCUCAGUCCAAAGCCAGGUUCAGGCCCAGAUGGCAAACUCGGGCGCCGCCCCCUCGCCGUCGAUCUCGGCCCCGUCUGCACCCGCCGCGUCUACGCCCGCCUCCCCGCCGCGGGCCCCGUCCACUUUCCCCGCCGCCUCCGAGGGCCAGUCCUUCUUUCAUGCCCUUUCCAAAGAUGUGACCGUGGGCAAAAAGCGCAAGCAUACUGAGGCGCUGAUGGGCUUAGGCGAGGAGCAGGAAAGCGAGCUGGUGGUCCCGGCCAACGCUAGGCUCAAAUACUACAUCUACGUCAAGGACAAGGCGGAUGCUGUCGAUUUUAUGCCGCCCACCAUCUAUCGACACACCGAUUUCAUGAUUUCCCGCGGUGCGUUUUCGAGCCUCAAGGCCGCCUUCGAGGCCGACGGCCACGCUCCCGAGUGCGUGAUCCAGACCCCGCAUGGUCGAAAGAAGAUCAACACAGAGGAAGAGUGGAAUGCGGCAGUAUUGAGCAUUUACGAAAGGAGGCGCUCGGGUGGGGUAGUUGAGGUGGACGUUUAUGUUUGA